This is a messenger RNA of Ordospora pajunii, 1317 nucleotides long. RefSeq lists its product as uncharacterized. The coding region runs from base 1 to 1317 and encodes 438 amino acids. The transcript has a single exon. NCBI's taxonomy places the organism in Eukaryota, Fungi, Microsporidia, Ordosporidae. The record is from RefSeq and is a predicted model, not a curated record.
AUGGCAUCCAUUGAAAAGGAAAUGAAUCGGCACAGGAUGUUUGCAUGGGUGCUUAGUGGAGUUGAAGGAAUGUUAAUUGUUUCAAUAGCUGCACAGGCUGUUAGUGAUCCAUUGCGAAUUAUUAUUGAUCCGUUCUGGAGCUUGGCAUCUAGCAUGAGAUCUACUAGGAUGCCAAUGCUGUGGAUUGCAAUGCACUUGCAUCUUUCGUGCAAAACAUCAUGCAGUGGCAAGAGAGUGUCCCGAGUAGUUGUUUUUCUGCAUGCAGUUGUUUCCCAAUUGUUGUUUGUGAGAUACUUUGCUGGAGGCUGCUGGGUGGCUGAGCCAGGCAUCUUUGGCAUGCUUUCAUUGUUCUAUGUGCUCUUUCUAAUAUUUUCGUCGUUGCUGCGGGUUUUUGGAAUGGAUGUCUUGAUGAUGGAAAGGAAUCACACACGCGUUCGCGGAUUGUUUGUUUAUAUCUGGUCGUCGAUCGGGCUAGUGACGGGUGAAGUGAUGCAAUUAUAUGCAGCCAGUAUAGUGCUUGUGGUUAGUGUUGUAGGGAUUGGAAGCAUAGGAUUAAGGGCACUAGCAUUGCUGGCACGGAUGCGCAUAUUGACUGAGAUGGCGAGUGCGGUUCCAUGGAGAGUACCAAAGGAGUUUUUUACAGUGAAUGUGUCAGCGAUCACGUACUUCUUCAUCAUGAGCAUUGUUGAUAAGGUGUAUGUCUACAACAUGUCGCUGCUGAACCUGAAUCUCUGUGAGUAUGGAUAUGAGGAGAACGAUGAUAUUGAUACGGCAAGAUUUAAGUUUUUUCAGAUGUCUGAGCUGGCGAUGAAGCAUCCGGCCGUGCUGAGGAGAAUAGCCAAGUGCCACGGGAGUGUGGUUUCUGUUGGAGAAUACAUUCGGAGGGAAAGGAAGGAGAUACUGGAGUGCACAGCUCAGAUGAGGAAAGAAAGAGGCACGAUGGAGGCAAAAAGAUGGAUGAGUGUACCGCAGGUGAACUUGAGCAACAACAAGCCAAAGGGACUUGUUAUGCAGAAAAAGGUGCAUUUUGUAAGAAGGAUCCGAUCCUACAACUUUAUUGAAAUACUUGUGUCUAGGAUUAGAUAUCUGUACAAGAUCAAGGUGUUGCAGUCUAGAUAUAAUGAAGCGGUUGAGGCAUUCAGAGAAAUACGAAGGUUUGUGGAGUUUUUGGACGGAUAUAAGGGAGAGUAUUUGUUGCUAGGAGAUCUGGAUGCGAUGGUAAUGCUGGGAAUGAAGGGGCUGAGGAGUGAAGCAUUGGAGACUGAGAAGCUGAUUGCAGCAAGAUUACCAUCAGAUGUCUUUGCCAACGAUGAUUGA